UCGAAAUGGCAAACAUAAAAAGCUGAGGCCCAGGGGACCGCAAACCAGAAGAGUAAGGGGCUAACCUGGCACGAGAGAAAGGCUUUGGUGGGGAAGUGUAAAGAGGCCGGAGCGCAGGUAAACUGGGGUUAGGAAACUGCAAUUCACGGCAACAAAGAGGAUGGGGUCAAAUUUGAGAAAAAUGAAGUCAGGUGGCAUUGAAAGCUGCGUGGAAGUUUGUGAGCUUUAUUUCUGCCCCGAUGAGGAGUGAUCUUUCACAGAGGAGGGUCCCAAGAGCGGAGGCUGUGUCCUCCUUCGGUUCCCCAUCAGCAGCAGAGGGAGAAAAGCCUCGAGAAGUUCCCCAGGCCGAUGACCCCCACGGGGGCUCGGCCCCAGGGUGAGGACAGCGCCGAGGUGAGUCCCGGAGGGCGCCGGAGGGAGGCCAGCGGAACUGGCUGGUGCGUUCCCGCCGGGCUAACAAAGGCCGCCGGGAGGUGAGGGCUUCUCCAGCCGCUCCAGCGGUCCGCGGGCGGCGGAAGGGUUAACUGCGCCACCGACUCCCGCGCGCAUCCCGGCCCCCACCUCUGUCGUCGCUUGGAGACGCCGGAAGUGGGGGAGGGGCCGGCGGCGCGGGCGAGGGUGGGAAUCUUUUUCGGGCGCCCGGGGGCGGAGAGAGGGGAGCGCGCGUGCGCGCGCCCGGCCUGCCGUCGCCGCGGUGACCGUCCUCGCAGUCCGUCGGCUCGCGCCCCGCCCCCGUCGCCCCCUCCCCUGUCGCGCGCUGGGGCUGUUUCUCGCUCCUCCCGAGUUACCGCCGCCGUCGCCGCCGCUCCUCCUCUCCCGGUCCUGGGUUUCCCUGGCGCUGCGGCCGCCGUUCCCUCUGCGAGCUGUAUGAGGAGGAGGAGGAGGAGGAUGUGAAGAUGGCGGAGCUGCAGAUGCUGCUGGAAGAGGAAAUCCCGGGGGGCCGCCGGGCCCUCUUCGACAGCUAUACGAAUCUGGAACGGGUGGCCGAUUACUGCGAGAACAACUACAUCCAGUCAGCAGAUAAGCAGAGAGCCCUAGAAGAAACCAAAGCCUACACCACCCAGUCCUUAGCAAGUGUUGCCUAUCUGAUAAACACCUUGGCCAACAAUGUCCUGCAGAUGCUGGAUAUUCAGGCAUCCCAGCUACGAAGGAUGGAAUCUUCAAUCAAUCAUAUUUCACAAACAGUUGAUAUUCAUAAAGAGAAAGUUGCAAGAAGAGAAAUUGGUAUUUUGACUACCAAUAAAAACACUUCAAGGACGCAUAAGAUUAUUGCUCCAGCCAACCUUGAACGACCAGUUCAUUAUAUUAGAAAACCUAUUGACUAUACAAUUCUAGAUGAUAUUGGACAUGGAGUAAAGUGGUUGCUUAGAUUUAAGGUCAGUACCCAGAACAUGAAGAUGGGUGGGCUGCCGCGUACAACACCUCCAUCUCAGAAACCCCCUAGUCCCCCUAUGUCAGGGAAAGGGACACUUGGGCGGCACUCCCCCUAUCGCACACUGGAGCCAGUGCGUCCUCCAGUGGUACCAAAUGAUUACGUACCUAGCCCAACCCGUAAUAUGGCUCCCUCGCAGCAGAGCCCUGUGAGGACAGCUUCUGUGAAUCAAAGAAAUCGAACUUACAGCAGUGGGAGUAGUGGAGGGAGCCACCCAAGUAGUCGGAGCAGCAGUCGAGAGAACAGUGGAAGUGGGAGUGUGGGGGUUCCUAUUGCUGUUCCUACUCCAUCUCCUCCCAGUGUCUUUCCAGCCCCUGCUGGCUCUGCUGGCACUCCUCCCCUUCCUGCUACUUCUGCAUCUGCCCCUGCCCCUCUUGUUCCUGCUACUGUCCCUUCCUCCACUGCCCCAGACGCUGCUGCUGGGGGUGCCCAGACCCUUGCUGAUGGCUUCACUUCUCCAACUCCCCCUGUUGUUUCUUCCACUCCCCCUACAGGUCAUCCUGUACAGUUUUACAGCAUGAAUAGGCCUGCCUCUCGCCAUACUCCCCCAACAAUAGGGGGCUCCCUGCCCUAUAGACGUCCUCCUUCCAUUACUUCACAAACAAGCCUUCAGAAUCAGAUGAAUGGAGGACCUUUUUAUAGCCAGAAUCCAGUAUCUCUUGCUCCUCCUCCUCCCUCCAUUCUACAGGUAACUCCUCAGUUACCUUUAAUGGGAUUUGUGGCCAGAGUCCAAGAAAAUAUUUCAGAUACACCACCUCCACCGCCACCUGUGGAAGAACCAGUCUUUGAUGAGUCUCCCCCACCUCCUCCUCCCCCAGAAGAUUAUGAAGAGGAGGAAGCAGCUGUGGUUGAGUAUAGUGAUCCUUAUGCUGAAGAGGACCCGCCGUGGGCUCCACGUUCUUACUUGGAAAAGGUUGUGGCAAUUUAUGACUAUACAAAAGACAAGGAAGAUGAGCUGUCCUUUCAGGAAGGAGCCAUUAUUUAUGUCAUCAAGAAGAAUGACGAUGGUUGGUAUGAGGGAGUUAUGAAUGGAGUGACUGGGCUUUUUCCUGGGAAUUACGUUGAGUCUAUCAUGCAUUAUUCUGAGUAGAGCUCAGCAGGGAUGUGCUUGCCUCACAGGAAUAGUCAGGUCUUCCCAGAUUAUCUGAAGGCCCUGGAGAUUCCACUCCAGUAAAGUAGAAUGAAGGAUACAAAUGAUAAAAAAAUACACUUUUUUGGUUUAUCCCCCAGUAUUAAAAACAAAAAAAGCAAUCUGAGUCUGAACAAAUGGAUCUUGCUGCCGUCAUUUGUACUAUGCUGAGUUGUCGGGAUUGAAAUAAAGUGACCAUUUUUUGUAUAUGUCAGAGGUAUAACAUAACUGUGUAGCCAAAACAAAAUCAGAUUAAGACUGAUUCAGAAAAAUCUGGGAUCUUUCUCAGGAAUACUGUAUGCCCUUGGGAUUUCUCCUCCUACAGAAUAUGUGGCAUUGGAUGUUCUUCAUUGCCUGUGCUAAGGGGUUAACCUCAUGGCCCAGUUGGUACCCUGCCCAUUCUUUUCUUCCACUAUGAAGAGGAGGGAACCAAUAUUUAAAUACCACACUUAACCAUUUUUACUGUUAUUUCAGAUGGCAUUUUUCUUCUGUAACACUGUAAAUUCUGCAUUCUCUCAGCACUUGAGUGCACCAGAUGAGUGCAUGGUGAACUCACUUGCAUCCCUUCAUAUUUGUUUGUGGAUUAUAAGGAUGAUGAAAUGUGAAAGUCUCCCAACAUUCUGAGGGUGGCAAACGAUUGCCACCAUUUGAUUUUAAUGUGCUGCUGCAUGAGACUGCACUGUUGCUAAUGGCCGGUAUGCCCAGAUGUGAAGUGUGGUAGGCUGGUUCAUGUGCGGAGGUGGGUGUGUGAAGGUUCUUAAGGUUCUGAAGAGACUGAACUGUGGAAAUGCUCUUAGCAGGCAUCCCAAACCCUUGCCGUCGGUGCUGUUUUGAGGAGUAGGUCUUGGAGUUCAGACCAACUAUGAUGAUCACUUCUUUCACUAUUUAGAAAAUCGUAUUCUACUCUGGAAGAGAAUAGUGGUUAUUUUCAAGUCUCUUGAUAGUCACUGGGAAUAAAAGGUUUGUUAAUGUGCUCUCUGGAUGUGAUUAAUGGCCAGUAUUAAUUGCUGCUGUAUCAUUGACUCACUUAGCUGCAGAAAAGGUAAUACUCUCCUGAUUUUGUAUUAUUGGACUCUUAAGUAGCUGCUUUUAGUGAGAAUUUAAACCUGUCUCAGAUUAAGAAUAUCAUGAAUAAGAUUAAUAGGCCAAAAUACAUAUCUAAUCACAUUGAUAAAAAUUAAUAUAACUGACACAAACAAUAAAAUACAUUUCCCCCAUCUGUACAAUAAAUACAGCUUCAGAUCCAAUGGAGUUUGUAGGGCAGAUGGCUUUAACCUUCACUACUGUAGUCAGUAUAGGAAAUAUUGAAAAAAUCCAGGAGGGCUUGCCUCUUUGUAGGUGGUUACUGUGACGGUGGGCCAGCCCUGUUCAGGCCCAGAGCUGCUAACAUGGGCUCUACUCAGUCCCAGUGACUUGGCCAGAAUAGAGCUUUGCCAAGUAACUUCCCUGUGCUAGGUGAAAGGGGAAAAGCAAUAGCUGCAUAUAUUUCAAACAAGGUCUUGAACAAGUUCAGAAAGAGGAACUUGAUUGAAAAAUGAACAAGUGUAGUAGUGUGUGAGGAAAUUCAGAAUGAUGUAGGCAGAAGUUAAUAUUCUACUUGUAAAUGUUAUCUGAGCAUAAAACAAGAGCAUUUAAUUGAGACCCUGCUAUAGAGUCUCUUUAUUAAGACCUUUUUAAGAUUAUUUUUAACAAUGCAUUUCAAGUUACAAUAGCUAUUUUUCUUUUAGAUUCUCCCAACACUUUGUAUUUGUUAGCUUUCAUUAACUUGCCUCCUGUAUACAUUCCACUUAUUGCUUUUUUUUUUAGGUCAUUUCUACAUCCUUUAUUCCUUGUUUUCCUGCAGUGUAAUGGCCCAGAAUGUCCUCUGAGCCUUUAGCUCCAUUAUGGACCCAAACUAAACUAAACUUGGAUAGGUUAAGCUCUCCUUAGUGUACUGGUCUAUAAUUAGAAAAACUGUUUUGAAAUUAGAUGUUCCCCUUAUUUAUUUAAACAGCUUUUUGCUGACAAAGCUUAGUGGAUUAAUGAGGCAGAGGGUGUUUUGAAAUCCACUAAGUAGUUCCCACAGGCUGGAUGUUGUGGCACACACCUGUAAUUCCAGCACUUUGGGAGGCUGAGUGGGCGGAUCACGAGGUCAAGAGAUUGAGACCAUCCUGGCCAAUAUGGUGAAACUACAGCUCUACUAAAAAUACAAAAAUUAGCUGGGUGUGGUGGCGAGCACGUGUAGUCCCAGCUCCUUGGGAGGCUGAGGCAGGAGAAUCGCUUGAACCCAGGAGGCAGAGGUUGCAGUGAGCCGAGAUCAUGCCACUGCACUCCAGCCUGGUGACAGAGUGAGACUCCGUCUCAAAAACAAACAAAAAAGUAGUUCCCACAGCUCACCACCACAGCAGAGAAGACAACUGUGCAGAAAACAGAGUUGGUGGCAGUCAGCAGGAACGCAGCUGGCCUGUUGGACCCCUGCUGGAUGGGGGAGUGCAGAAGACACUGGUGAAGUAUUUUAUACUGAAGACCUGUGGUUGGGAGCAGGGGGAAGUCCAUGGGUCUGCUGAUUUUUUUUUCCCCUAUUUAGUACUAAUGUGUGUAUGAUCUUUGUUUUACAAACAAUACCUGUUGGAUUUUCAGCAUACUUUAAAAUUUUUGUACAGUUUUGAAUUCUAUAGAUUGUCUUGGAAGGAUACGAUGUGAUGACAGGCUAGGCGCACAGUAAUUGGAGACUUUUAAUGUAUGUAAUAUUUCAUAGAUUGCAUGCUAUUAAUAGUCUGUGAGGGUAGUAUUUUUUGUUUUAUUGUAAGUUCCCCUCAUUUAUCUUUUUAUAAAUUAAAAGAUGGUGUUAGGAAUUCCAAAUGAAUGCAGAAACAUCUUCCAUGCUGUGUAAUAAUAAUGUAACAGAUGACCCAAGUCCAAAAGCUAACCAAUAAAGCAACCAUGUUAUCAGGAUAGAAGAAACCUAAUGGGAGAGGGGAUUCUUCCUCCUAGUUUGUGGGACCAGUCCCUUUAAAAAAAAAAAAAAAAAAAAAAAGAAUAGUUGUCUUUUUCUUUUGUCAUAUUAGUAAUCGAAAGUCCAUGGUGUUAUGAAUGAAAAUACAUUUUCUUGUCUUUGACCUUAUGGCCAAGGCAAUAAAUCAAACAAAAAUAGUGCCAAUGUGUCAAAAUCUACAUCUGAUUCAGCCUGCCAUUUGGAAUAAAUAUGAAUCUUUUAAGCUAUCUUGUUUAGUAUUUUCCAUCAUUGAGCUACUUUGUAUCUCCCUCAGAGGCGCCUGCUGUUCCCAUUUUAGAGUUGACAAUGGCCUGCUAAUUUUGCUAUGUCCCUAAAAGUUACUGGGUGUGAGACAUUUUCAUCCCCUCCUUUUUCCUCCUACUGGUGUUUAUUAUCUGGCUAGAGAAUAUUUUAUGCAUCUUUACUGUGAUGUGUGUAAUGUAGCUGCACUCCUUGGCAGUUUUUGUUGAAGAUAACUACUUAAGAUUUUUUUUCUCUUUAAAAGGAAUCAAAAUGAUGGUAGUUUACUUUUAUCUUUUUGUGUUCAUUUUCUUUUAGUAGGUGAACUUUUUGCAUUAAGAACUGUGUUUAUCUUUUACUACCUUUUCUUUUCUCCUUUGUGGAGAGAGCAUGUUAUGUCCUGAAGGUGACCUUUGCCUUUGAAAAAGGUUUGAUGGAGGAAUUCGCAGGUGACUAAGUCUUUGAAAAGAUGGGAUCUGUUCACUUCUGGACUUUUUGGCUAGGAACUCCUGAUUGGUGUUAAGGUGAUAAUAUCCCCCAUAUGAUUUACUUAGAAUCAUAGAAUUUGAGCUAGAUGAGAUUUUAAAAAUUCUGGUUGUCUCAUUUGAUGAAGUAAGUUUUCUUCUUCAUGUUAACAGCUAGUAACAGCAGAGGUCUCACUCAGUGGUCAAUUUUCCACUGCACCACAACUGUCUUAACUAAAUGUGCUGUAUUUUUCUUUAAAAGAAGUUGAGUUUUAUUUGAUGUUUUCAAGAAUAUACUUGAAAAGGUAUGCCAUGUUUUGAUAAAUACUAUCAGAAUUGUGUAAAGGCGUGUACUAACUGCAACCUUAAUGAAAAUAAUCUUCGUUUUUAUCCCUCCUAAAACUACACUCAGUAUAAACACUUUCCCAUAAGGUGUGUUUGGUAGGAAUGUUAUAUUAAUUCAGCACUGGCAGGAGCACAGCACAGUAGCCUUAUUGGAGAGAGCCUUAUAAAAUGAUUAAAUGGGGAGGCAUCAAGCUCAUUACCUUUGUUUACUUUGUGCUGAUCUUUGUUCCUAUUUGGUUGAGACUCUCAUUCUAAAAAAAAAAAUACAACGAAACGACAGGGCCUAGCUGUGUAUAAAUGAUCCUUGCUGAAUAUCUUAAGGUUUUUUGUAAAAAAAAAAAAAGAAAAACCAAAAAAAGCUUAUUUUCACAUUAAAAUGAAAUCUCUUUUGCAACUUAAGAAUUCUAUGGAAAAAGUUUUUAUCAUAUUUUGUGUCCAUGCACCAUUUUUCUUAAAAAAAAAAUGGCUUACAAAAAGAAUGUAAACAAUUUGUGAUCUGGCCAGUUGUGCUUUUAGCUCCCAGAGGGAGAGUUGGUGAUACUAUGCGUUGAGUAAAAACCAUCCAGGAGAACUUGAGGGAGCAGUCUGUUGCCAGUAAUGUUCCUUGUGUGCCAUUAAACCACCUCCAGAUGAGUGGUGGAACAUCACUUUUUAAUUUUUUAAUUGUAUUUGGAAUUGCUGCCGUGUACUAAGAACUUGACCUAAAUAAAAUCCCACAAAGUAUA
Molecule: messenger RNA, 7309 nt
Organism: Callithrix jacchus (white-tufted-ear marmoset)
Lineage: Eukaryota; Metazoa; Chordata; Mammalia; Primates; Cebidae
Gene: ABI2
Product: abl interactor 2
Biological process (GO): neuron migration
Cellular component (GO): SCAR complex; actin-based cell projection; lamellipodium
Molecular function (GO): SH3 domain binding; signaling adaptor activity
Source: RefSeq, a predicted model, not a curated record